AUGCUAGAAAUAAGAAAGCUUUCAAAUCCACAAUGCAGUAAUUGGAUAUUUACUUCAUUGAUGGCACCAUCUUUAUCAUCAAUUUUUAUUAGAAAUAAAGUAAUUGAUGAACACACAAAGAUGGCCGUCGAAAAAUUGUUGAAUAUUUCUUGGGAAAUUGCUGACGACCAUUUCAAAAACUUUUUCAAGAAUUACAUUGUAAAACAAAAACCUUGUUUGAUUGCUUUCGACAACGACAAUAACGGUAGCAUCGUCACUGGUGGCGUUAAUUUUGCCGCUGUACUGAUAGCUUAUGUUCCCAUUUUAGAAAUCUUUUUUACAAUUCCAACUGUAGAAGAGUAUGUUUCAAAUCUACCGCCCAUAAAACUAAAAUCUGGCAAUAAUUUUAUAAUUUUUAGAGGCUUGGCACAUAAAAGUUUAUUGAAAUAUGAGAAACAUGAUAGUGAAAUGGAAAGAAGUCUUAAAACUAUUAGUGGGAUGUUUAAAGAUAUCUGGAGACAUUCUGAUCAUGUUUUCCAAGAAUAUUUCAUGAAUUUUUUCAUCAGUGUAAAAAAAAUUAGGCCAAGGAAUCAUGUGUGGGUCGAGUGUAGUCAUGAUAAUAAACGCAGGAGAGGCGAGUGA
This is a messenger RNA of Entrophospora sp. SA101, 621 nucleotides long. The record is from the annotation of a GenBank genome assembly. Lineage: Eukaryota; Fungi; Glomeromycota; Glomeromycetes; Entrophosporales; Entrophosporaceae.